This is a messenger RNA of Carlito syrichta (Philippine tarsier), 3859 nucleotides long. It is a transcript of the gene TOMM70, whose product is annotated as translocase of outer mitochondrial membrane 70. Gene Ontology annotation, molecular function: protein binding. The transcript is spliced from 12 exons. Lineage: Eukaryota; Metazoa; Chordata; Mammalia; Primates; Tarsiidae. Bases 10 to 1515 code for a protein of 501 amino acids. The record is from RefSeq and is a predicted model, not a curated record.
CACCUGGAAAUGAACUCUCUUGAUAGAGCCCAAGCAGCCAAGAACAAAGGCAAUAAAUAUUUUAAAGCGGGAAAAUAUGAACAAGCUAUUCAGUGCUAUACCGAGGCUAUUAGUUUAUGUCCUACAGAGAAGAAUGUCGACCUUUCCACAUUUUAUCAAAACAGAGCUGCUGCCUUUGAACAGUUGCAAAAAUGGAAAGAGGUGGCACAAGAUUGUACAAAGGCUGUUGAACUUAAUCCCAAAUAUGUGAAAGCUCUCUUUAGACGUGCAAAAGCCCACGAGAAGCUAGACAAUAAGAAGGAAUGUUUAGAAGAUGUCACUGCUGUGUGUAUAUUAGAAGGGUUCCAAAAUCAACAGAGCAUGCUAUUAGCUGAUAAAGUUCUUAAACUUCUUGGAAAAGAGAAAGCCAAAGAAAAAUACAAGAAUCGUGAACCUCUGAUGCCAUCUCCACAGUUUAUCAAAUCUUACUUCAGUUCUUUCACGGAUGAUAUCAUCUCUCAGCCCAUGCUUAAAGGAGAGAAGUCUGAUGAAGAUAAAGACAAGGAAGGAGAGGCUUUAGAAGUGAAGGAAAAUUCUGGAUAUUUAAAGGCUAAACAGUAUAUGGAAGAAGAAAACUAUGAUAAAAUCAUAAGUGAAUGCUCAAAAGAAAUAGAUGCUCAAGGCAAAUACAUUGCAGAAGCAUUAUUACUAAGAGCCACCUUCUACCUGCUUAUUGGCAAUGCCAAUGCGGCCAAACCAGAUCUAGAUAAGGUCAUCAGUUUGAAAGAAGCGAAUGUGAAGCUCCGAGCAAAUGCUCUCAUCAAAAGAGGCAGCAUGUACAUGCAGCAGCAGCAACCCUUGCUAUCUACUCAGGAUUUUAACAUGGCUGCUGACAUUGAUCCUCAGAAUGCAGAUGUUUACCACCACCGAGGACAGCUGAAAAUACUACUUGAUCAAGUUGAAGAAGCAGUGGCAGAUUUUGAUGAAUGUAUCAGGUUAAGACCUGAGUCUGCUCUGGCACAAGCUCAGAAAUGUUUUGCACUGUAUCGUCAGGCAUAUACGGGAAACAAUUCUUCACAAAUCCAAGCAGCUAUGAAAGGUUUUGAAGAGGUCAUAAAGAAAUUUCCAAGGUGUGCUGAAGGCUAUGCACUGUAUGCUCAGGCAUUAACAGAUCAACAGCAGUUUGGUAAAGCUGAUGAAAUGUAUGAUAAAUGUAUUGACUUGGAGCCAGAUAAUGCCACAACAUAUGUUCAUAAAGGUUUACUUCAACUUCAGUGGAAGCAAGAUCUGGAUAGAGGUUUGGAACUUAUCAGCAAGGCUAUUGAAAUUGACAAUAAAUGUGAUUUUGCAUAUGAAACCAUGGGAACUAUUGAAGUGCAAAGGGGAAACAUGGAGAAAGCCAUUGACAUGUUCAACAAAGCUAUUAACCUGGCCAAAUCAGAAAUGGAGAUGGCCCAUCUGUAUUCACUUUGUGACGCCGCCCAUGCCCAGACAGAAGUUGCAAAGAAAUACGGAUUAAAACCACCAACAUUAUAAAACAGGGGGAAGGAGACUGGCCCUCUUUUUAAAAGUUUACCCCCUCUUCAACUGAACCCUAAAGACACUGUCAAGAACUGUGCUGAAUGGUGGGACUUAGCAUUUCCAUUUGUGGUAUUGUCGUUACAUCUGUCUCAUGUUUAGGUGUUGUGGGCGUGGCUGUUAAAGGACAUUUGCCGUCUUGCAGCUUCUAUUCCCUGUGCAACAAAAGCUUAGAACCUGUUAACGGGAUAUUAAAAUAAAGUUGCAAAGAGUACAAAUGAUAAUUGGCCAUGCAAAUAAAAACUCUGAUUUGUUGAUUUUUUUAUGGGGGAUUGUGGGAUUAUGUUUAGGAUGAUUUUGUCUUUAUAUGUGUGUAUAUAGUAUGAGUAUUUUACAGCUGUUGGUUUUAAAAUUCACAUCGUAAAUGCUGUAAAAUAGAUUUCUUUUAUAGUCAGUCCCUUAGUUGAAUUUUUUUUUUUAAGGAAACAAAGCUUAAACAGGGAUUAUAGUAAAAUUCAGAGACCCUGUGUCAGCAUGCACAGUGCCUCUGAUUAUGCAGAAUUUUAGAAACUUAGUGGCUACUGUUAAUCUUCUGGACCCCCUUCUGCUCUAAUGGAUAAUGUACAUCCUUCUGAAAGUCUGCAACAGCUGGUUUUCAUACAGUAAAUUAUGUAGCCACAAAAUAUUCUACUUGAUAUAUAUACUGAAAGACUCAGUGCUGAUGGAUGAAUGGACCUGGCAAAGAGGUAAGAUAAAACGGAAGUGUGUUUGUAAUUGUAACUAUUUUCUGUAAAAAGUACUAUUAUUUAAUAGUGUACUUUUAAAAAAAUGCAAGGUAGCUGUGUCCACGCACCUGUAGUCCUAUCUACUUGGGAUGCUGAGGUGGGAGGCUUGGGGAUGCUUGACCCAGGACUUUGAGGCUACAGUAUACUAUGAUGAUCAUGCCAGCAAAUAGCUACUGCAUGCCAGCCUGGGCAACAUAUAAAGACCUUGUUUCUUAAAAAAAAAUUUUUGAAAUUAAAAAAAAAAGUGCAGAUUUCUUUUGUGUAUAACCCAAAUAAAGAUGGAAUAAGUGUGAUAUAUGGGAGUAAUUAGCUUAAAAUUUCUAGUGGAGAAAAUGACUCAAGGUUUAGAAAGGAAGUCCUAGAGCCAGAGCAUAGUAUUUCCUGAAAUAACAAGUUUAGUGCAUCAACUAUGACUACAUAUGCUUAAGUAAUCUUGAGCCAGUAUUUUUGAAGACCCUGAGGCUGUGUAGAGUGUUUCUAAGUUUGCACUAACCUUGAUCUUUAAGGACUAGCUACCCAUGUCCAAGUCUUUACGAGGGAUGCUGACAGCAGAUUUUUGUUUUUGUUUUGUUUUAUCUUUAUCUCCUUUCUUAGAAAUCACUUUCAGUUUUAUUUCCAAUUGCCACUUGUAUAGACUAUCCUUUUGCUUAUAUGCUGGAUUUUUCUGGCAGGAAAGGGGUUGUAUUCUUAAGGGGUCUCUUGUUUGGAGAUAUUCUGGAUGGGGAAAGGUCUACUUAAGACAGACUAUAACUAAAGAGCAAGCCUUCAGUUCUCCUUUUCUGGAAGUUUAAUUAUAGUUAAGACUGUUGGGAGUAAAAGCAUUUUUACCCCCUCUUUAAAAGGGUGCUUUAUCCUGUUGAAACUAAAAAGAUUUUGUCUAUAAAUGCUAUCUUUUUAGAAACUCUUAGAAAUGACUCUUCAAAGUCAAUCUUUGGAAAAUAUAGGGGGUGCCAAAAAAAUUGUAUAUACAUUUUAAGUAUGAUGUUCGCCCAAAAGAUGGCAUUAAUCAAAUGAAUGCUAGCAUCACCAUAUGACAGGCAGGACAAAGAAAAUGGUGGAAGCACAAUUGAGCAAACAUACACAUUGCUGCCAUAAUUUAACUUUGCAAAGUAAUACAUAGAUAACAUCUCUUAAAGUGUAUAUAUUUUUUUUGGCACCACCUAUAUUUAAGAGGCCUCUAAUCAUUAGGAGCAGUUAAUGUAAUACAAGAUGGCUUGGAUGAUGGAAUGUUUGAGAGCUCUUCAUUUUGUUCUUAAAUUGUGCACCUAUUAUGAUAACCCCUGAGUACAGAAAUAUUCUACAUCUCUGAAUGACCUCUGAUUUAGUUUUUAUUUGCAUGGCUGUAGUUACAUGAACGCUGAGUUUUCUUCUACUCUUCUCCCUCUUCCCCCUUGGGGCUGGGUAGACAACCACAAAGGAAACACGCAUGUGCCAUUCAGUACUAUCAUUCCAAAUUCUCACGGACUAUUGCCUGUUGUGAAAAUUAUCUGAAACUGCACUGAAAGCUGCAUCUGUCUGUAUCUUUUCUUUUGUAAAUGACCUCACAUGUAAAUUCACCAAAUAAAUAUUACAUUCAA